CAAAAAAGAAAAUAAUCCCAGUUUUCCACUUUAUUUAUUAAAUAAGAAACUAUGGUAUAAAUCUUAAUCGAGGCCUACGCACAUCCAUGUUUUCCCUUGGAAGGAGCGCUUUGAGGCGCCCAGUGGUCAAUUGCUCAAUUUGCUUAAAAAACAUUUUGACCACUAACUUAUCCUGCAACAGUACACCUGAAACUGCAUCCAAACCCCAGGACCAGAAAACAUUGAAGUUUCGAAAUAAGCUGCUUCCGAAAUAAGGACCAAGACUGAGGAGCAACUGAUGGUACUUCCCAAUACGACGCGAUCCGGGCAUACCUAAAAGAACUGGACAUAACCGAGAAAGUCUGGAUAGGACUCUCGAAACCGCAAGAAAAACCGAAUUUCCUAUGGACAGAUUUCCGUCCUUUAUCCGGGGAAGGCCAUUGGCAGGAAUCCAUACCAGCAGGAGACAGUCAGUCGCUUUGUGCCAUAAUGGAUCCUGCCGCGGACUUUUUAUGGCGAGCCUUACCCUGCGGCGGACCAGAGGUUGCCGCUUUUAUUUGCGAGUUAUCCAUACCGUCGUGGGCAGUGGGUCCCAGAGGAUGCCUCCUCACCGAAUUGCCCUCUUUGACCGUCCUCUACAUCCCGGAACAAUCGGCAUUGGAGCUGACGUCCGACUGUGGUCUGGACGGCACAAAGAGAAUCGCUUGCAAAGGAAAUGCGGAUCAUGAAAAGAUGCUGAAAGAACUGAGGUGCGUGAUCCCGGAGGACCUGCAAGAUCCCUCGGGAUCCGACGAGAAAACGGCGGCGAAACCCUCGACCGCCUCCGACUACGAGACGACGACGUUCGAUGAGGAUUUCGUCAGCGAGUCGGGCAGGACCACGAAAAGUUGGACCUCGAACACGAUUAAUUCGGACGUCGGGACGCCGACGCGUCAUCGUCGCGAAACCGAGGACACCCUCAGUCCCGUCGUGUCUACCAAGAGCAGUUUCAAACAGACUUCCGAAGCUGACUUAUCUUGGCACCAGGAUAAGACGAUCCUGACAACUUCACCAUCAUCUGGAGAAAACCAGUUUGACCCCACCUCGGUCGGCGGCAACGUGAACUUUGACACAUCCACCCACGUUACCGCGGUACCUGCUGACACUACGAAAGAAACGAAAAACCAGUUUGCAACCACGACACAACCAAGUGCCUCCACCCUCCACUCCAUCCCCUUGGCUACCACCGCAAGGGCUACUGCCACAAAAGAGAAAAACAUUACCAUCACCACUCAGUCAGCAAACAUCGACGACUAUCCGAGCGCCAUCAAUCAAGGCCAAUUAUUCAGCAUCAUAGAGAACGGUACAAUGUUUGACAUAAUCGAGCUGAACGAAACCGAACAAGAAGCGAACAAACCUAAACAGGAAUCAACCACCAGCGUCCCAACCAAAAAACCUGGAUCGACCAAAAAACCUAUCCGACCCACCAAGAAAGCCAUUAAACUAUUGACCACCACUGCAAAACCCAUUCAGAACGUGGACGAACUAGAAGAGAACCUCACCAAAGAGUUCGAAAUGAUGCCGGAGAUCCACGACACCUCCCUAACCUUAAACAGGACCUUCAGGAAGGAGCCUCCGCCACCCAAAGAGGACGAGCAUUCCAACCUGGAAACCGGAAGCCAAUUCGGGGUCCCUAGAGUCAUAAACUUCACUGUAACCAACUCCUUAUUGGAGCCUGAAGAUGAGGAACUCCAAGCGGACCAACCGUCAUCAGAAGCCAAUAACACCGACGUACUGAUAUCCAGAGAGGAGGACAAAAACGGGACCAAACUGGACCAUCACGAUGACGCAGUCACGUUGCAACCACCAUCGACUACCGAAGAUCAAACCAAGAAUUACAUGAAGGUCGAAACUAGUAAUCACAAUGAUGUACCAUUGCACCCGAUCGAUCCGAGGUUGUACAUAUUAAAUGGUCAUCAUUUGGCGCAGAACAACCAGUCCGAACCUGUUCAUAAGUCGGUCGUGUCCAAGGAGGAUUUUUUGCCAAAGACUUUGAUUGGUGAGAGCAGCACGAUGAUUCUGGAUAACUACACUGAGCACCCGUUUCCCUCCGAUGAGCCCAAGAAGAUCAAUAGACACAGGAGUUUGCACGCGAGCAAACCGAGGAAGUUUUAUCCGUAUUUUUUUAGUAGAAUGUUAGGUUGAACCCCUUCCUCACUCUCUAAACUAUUUCUGUCAUUUGUGUCAAAUUAUAAUAUAUACUAUGAGCCACUCAGAUAAUUAUUAUGUACUGUGCUUGGGUCAGUGUCGUUGAUCUAUUAGAUAUACUAAUAAUUGUUAUUUUCGUAUGUGGUGAGAAUAAUCAAGAUUAAAGGGUUAGGGAACGGUUUUAGUUCAAGGGAGAAAUUACGCUGGUGGUUUAUAGUAAACUGCAUCGUUAGGCAAAAAAUAACAAUUUUAAACGGGACAGCUUAUAAAUUGUGUCGUUUUUGUAUGUAUGUAUGUGAAAUUUCAAUCAUUUUGAACAUGGUAUAUUUUACCAUAUUUCACUGCUUUGAAAAGACGUCAAGUGCCUUUAAGGCCUUCUAAAGAAUAAUGGGUUUCACUCAACUGAGUGACUUCAACUGCCUGGAAGAAAGUAAGAAUGACUUUAAUUGCCUGAAAGACUAACUGGAAAAUAAAAAGAGCAUCAGUUGAUUCAAAAGAUCUUGAGUGACUAUUGGGAAUUAUACAGGGUGUCCCAAAAGUACGGACACACCCAAAAAUCUUGGGAAAUAUGGGCGCUAGAAAAAAUCUUUAAAUACAAAAGUUUUGGGGAAUCAAUCGGUGCAUCUGAUGGUGACCUUAAACUUGACCUUCAGGGUUAUUUGAAGGUCAAAGCGAUUUUUUUAAAUAGGAACCCCUAUUUUUGACACCGGAUUCUGAAAGAGCGGAAAAUUUUACGUCCGUGCAUGAGGUUGAAGUAAUCCCAAGAGGUCAAAUAAUGACUCCUUAAAAAUCUCGCGAGUUCCGUGGUAAAAGAAAACAAAUAAAGGUCAUACCCUAGGUAAGUAUUAACGAGGAACCCAACGGUGACCUUAAAUUUGACGUUGAACCUUAUUUUUAAGGUCAUUUGAAGGUCGACCUCACUUCUUCAAAUGGAAAUCCUUGUAAAGGCUGAAAUUUGUUGAAAUAGGUUCGAAGGGGCAUACCGCGCCACGUUAGUAAAACCCCAUCUUUUAAAGUCAAAAUCUAUAUUAAAAGUUCAAACCAAAAGUAUAUAUAAUUACAUCCAUACACAUUUACACAAGUCAGCACCUUUUUAGUAUUUCACCCUUUGCUUAAUAUAAAGACCCAUUUAUUUCCUAAUAGUUUGCAAUUUAAUGUACCAAAUUAUGACAUCGUCUGGAGGUGCUAAUAAACUCUAAUAUUAUACUCGUAAUAUAGGAUAUUUUGCAAUUGUCUAAUUUUGCUCAAUAAACAUCCGUUACAUCCUUAUUAUUUGACCUCUAUUUGAUCUCUUGGGAUUACUUCAACCUCAUACCUCAAUACGUACCCGGACGUAAAAUUUUCCGCUCUUUCAGAAUCCGGUGUCAAAAAUAGGGGUUCGCAUUUAAAAAAAUUGCUUUGACCUUCAAUUAACCUUGAAGAUCAAGCUCAAGGUCAAAUUUAAGGUCACCAUUAGAUGCACCGAUUGAUUUCCCAAAACUUUUGUAUUUAAAGAUUUUUUCUAGCGCCCAUAUUUCCCAAGAUUUUUGGGUGUGUCCAUACUUUUGGGACACCCCGUAUGCAAAAAUUAGUUCAGCUGCCUGAAAACUUACUUGGAAUAUUAUUAAGAGUCUUUAGAAAAGCACAAGUAAGUUAAGCAGCUUUAAAAGAAGAUUAUAUACUAAAUAUAUAUUCUAGGCACUUAAGAGAAAGACGUUUUUUGCAUUAGCUGCCUGAAAUUAGUCAAUAGUUUUUACAGGCAUUUAAGAGAACUAGAGCUAAAGUCAGAAAGGCAUAAGAGACUUUACUUAAAUGCGCCAUUACUAAGCAAUUUCUUUAAUAAAAAUAAUAUGAAACUUACUUAUGAGCAUCGUGGACAAAUUGACUAACCAUCGAAAAAAUAGAGAGAACUUCAACAGCCUGAUAAAGUGACUUAUAAGAGUGACUUCAAUUGCCUGGAAAGAAAUUGAAAAAAAAAUAUAAUUCCUUAUGAUUUCCUAGAGAGGAAACUUUUUUAUCAAGUAGAUAAUGCGAAUAUGCCUAGAAAAAUUGAAAAUAUCCUUGUGCAAUAACUGGAAAAACCACCUUCUGUAAAAGGCUAAAGGUGACUUAACUUUACCGCUUUAAAAUGUUGUUUUUAUUUCAGGCAAUUGAAAGAUAAUAGUAUCUUAAUUCCAAGCAAUUAAAAAGGGAUUUAACCCUUUGCAAGUUGUUGAAAAUUCAAUUGUCUGCAAAAAAAUUAAUUUUUUUCAAACUGAAAGGUAAAAUUGCUUUACUGCUUGAAAACUAAAGGGAGCUUCAGUGGCCUGAAAAAAAUAGCCCUACACAUAAGAAAUGGCUAACUCGACUACCUUGAAUUGGCUUGACUUGUUUCACAAAUAAUAAGUGCGUGGAAAAAAAUUAUUAUUAUUCAAAUAUAGAGUCUACCUUCGUAUGAAAUGGUUCUCAUAUUUUUUUUUUUUACGUUUUUGUAAUACCUUAGCAAUCCUAAGCAACGCAACCUGGCCAGCUGACGGUCGAUUCAUCAUCCAAUGGUAUGUCGUCAACAAGUUUAAGUUACUUUCAACUUGUACCACAUGUGUAUGUACAUGUCUUGUACACGGGCUCCCGCACUAUAAUGCGUAAAGCAUAAUGAUGUCAUUGUUGUACAUUUACUUUAAUCUCAUUUAUGAGAUUUAACAAUAGUCUUUAAAAUAAAAAUAACUUAGUCAGUCUUAAACGAAAGCUAUUAUAACUUAAAGUGCCUGAACAUACUGGGUAACUAUCUGAAAUAUAAAGGAAACUUCAACAGUCUGAUAAAAGUGACUUUAAUUAAUUGAAGAAAACAGAAAUGACCUGAUUUGGCUUCCAAGAAUGACUUCGGUUGCCUUAAAAAGAAUUUUUAUAAAAAAGUCUGUAAUAACUGUUUAUGACUUCCUGAAAGAGAAAACUAAGAAGGAAAUAUUUUGUUUAUUCUAGGCAAUUGGAAGAUAAUAAUUUCCUAAUUCCAGGUAGUUGAGGACCCUUAAACUUAGAUUUAAACCCUUGCAAGCUGUUGAAAAUUCAAAUGCUUGGAACGAAACUAUUAUUAUUCAAAUUGUCAGAAAUAUAGAAAAAUAAAACCCAACUUAAAAAAAAAUAACUAUUUUAAUUACAAUUUAAGAUUUAAAAAUAAAAUGAACAAAAGCAAACAAAUAUAAAAGUCACCGGGAUCGACUUAAACUUUCAAUACCGAUCAAUAACUCUUAUACGGAAUGCGUGAUUGUACAGCUCCAGGUAUGUCGGUCACUUCAUACCGAUCGGGCUCCAGGACUUUGCUGAUCCUGUAAGGUCCUCGCCACUUAGACAAGAGUUUUCUGCUGGUCCCAGUAUUUGAGACGUUGUAAGUCGCAACAGCACUAAAUCAUUCUCCACAUACUGAUGUCCAGGAAUCCUCUUGGAGUCAAAUCGGCGUUUUUGCUCAGCCUGAUGAUUCUCGGCGAGUCUUAACAUUUCCGCUCGGAUAGCUGUCACAUCCAGCGGUUCCUCUUCAACCGAUAAAAUCUUGGUACCAACAACCUGUCAAUUCCAGCCACUACGGUCUCACCCAUUUUCGAGAUGCUUUCAGCCAAUGCACUCGAAGAUGUUCCAGAUGGGGAGUACCUUCUAGGGCUGCUCUUAGAGCGGUGAUGUCUAUCAUGCUGCUGACGCCUUCCGCAAGCCACCCUCGACCCAACGCCUUCUCUAAAGAGCGGCUUGAGCCUCGACGACGAUGACGUACCAGGGCUCUUUCGUCACGCCGAGAUUCGCGUUCUCGAUAUUCGCGGCGCUCAUAGUCUUCCUCGUAACUCGGCAUUUUACACCAAUGUUUUAAAUAAACUAACACGGCGCGCAAGCGUAUAAUCCCACUUCUGAUAUCAGAAAUAUAGAAAAAUACAACCCAACUUUAAAAAAAAAAUAACAAUUUUAAUUACAAUUUAAGAUUUAAAAAUAAAAUGAACAAAAGCAACCAAAAUACAAAAGUCACCGGGAUCGACUUAAACUUUCAAUAGUCAAAACCAAUUGGUCUUUCCCUUCAAUGCCCGCGUGUAUUUCCUUUUCCCAGAUUAUGCUGAGAUCGAUAUUCCCUUUCAUAAUAUACCGUUGACCUGGACCACGAUGACGACGGUACCAAGCCAGGUGCACCUAUAUACACGUGUUCCGAGACGUGAUCCUUAUUCGGCAUAUUUCUUACAAUUAAUAAUUGAAGAAAACAGAAAUGACUUGAUUUGGCUUCCAAAACAAACAUAAGAAUGACUUCGGUUGCCUUCAAAAGAAUUCUGACUCUUUAUGACUUCCUAAAAGGGAAAAAUUAAGAAGGAAAUAUUUUCUUAAUUCCAGGCAAUUGAAAGAUAAGAAUUUCUUAAUUCCAGGCAGUUGAAGACCCUUAAACUUAAUUUUAAACCCUUGCAAGCUGUUGAAAAUUCCUGUGCUUGGAAAGAAAUUUAAAUCAUUCAAAGUACCGCAGCUAAAAUUGACUUAGAGCCAAAUCGACUUACUACCAAACAAAACAACAAUGACCUCAUAAUUUUGGAAAGAAUAAUGCAAUUUUCUGUUUUGCAUUAAAAAAUUAUAAAUUAAGAAAAAAUAUUCCAGGCAGUUCAAUUAGAUAAAUUCUGAUUCUUUUUUAGGCAGUUAAAUAGUUUUUGCCGAAUAUUUAUAGUUUUGUCUUUAGGCAAUUAAAGUUGCCUCUUGUUGAAAUUCUUCAAUCUUAGUCAAUUGAAGCCAGCUAAAGAAUUAUCCCAUUUGAACCUAAUUUAUUUUAAAUAAUUAUUUAAAUCAAUUGCGAGAAAUUAACAGUUAUUCAGGUGCCAAAUUUGACGUAUCGUGUAAAACGAUUGCAACUUUUCGACUCGUCAUGUGUCAAAUAUAUGUCAUAUGUGAUAGCCAAAAGGUGUCAUCUGCAAAUAUUUGACAGUCAUUAACCAUCAAGGAAAUAUUUGCCUUUUGACUGCAAUACUGAUGAGUCACCCUACUUAAUAAACACGCAGGAAAUGAUAGCUGUAUCACAGUAAGCACCCUGUUAAUAAAGAAAUUCCUUUUAAAAGCCACUCUUUGGAAGUAUUGGUUCUCAUUCAAGAUUGCUGACCUGCCUGAGAUACUCAAUUAAAAAAAAAACGCAACAACAAUUUUUUCAAGACUUCUUGUGCCAGAAAUUAUGUUUUCUUAUAUAGUCCUAGAUCCUAGUAAAACAUAGGGGAGAAUUUUUUAGAUAAUUAUAGCCAAUACAGGUAGGAAUAACUAGUUCCCCGAUUUUAUAUUUACAUCCUUAGGAACACGUUUAGUUGUUGACAAAAAAAAAGGAAAAAAAAAACACAAAAUUGAUCUGCGUGCGGAUUUUUCGAAAUUUAUUAUAUAUUUGUUAGGGCGUAGGUUAAGUUUACAUACUAAUAAGUAUUUAUAUAAUCUAAGCUAUACACCCACACACACACCGUCCUUUGCUUAAAUCACACGAUUUUUAAAUAAAAAAUUAAUGAAUGUGCCUCUAAAUUUAAAUCGGUUUUUAAAAUGUCAUUAAAAGGCUUUGCCGGCAUUAUUUUUGUCAUAUUUGUUAGAGCGGAACAUCUUGCGCGGUGUUCUUUACACUGUUCUAGCCUAAUAUAUAUUGAGUAAUUAUUAUGUAUUUUGCACUAAAUCUGUCUUGAUGUGUACAUAUAAUACUCGUAAUAUAUACCUUAAAAGUU
This is a messenger RNA of Anthonomus grandis grandis, 7826 nucleotides long. RefSeq lists its product as uncharacterized. The transcript is spliced from 8 exons. The record is from RefSeq and is a predicted model, not a curated record. Lineage: Eukaryota; Metazoa; Arthropoda; Insecta; Coleoptera; Curculionidae. Bases 469 to 2163 code for a protein of 564 amino acids.